AUGAAGGACACUGCAAAGACAACGACGGAUACUGUCAGCAUCAGCCGUGAAAUAGAAAACAUACCUGAAGCAAAACCAACGGAUUCAAUUGGUAUUCAUUUUCUUCAACAGCAACUGGCUGCUCUUCGUGACCCAAAGGCGACUUUGAACAUGGAACCUUAUGAGCUUCAAUUGGCUCUAGAACGACAAGGUUAUGAAAUGGCUUUACAACGUCUUUUAUAUACCAGAGAACAGAGUCUGGAGAGAGGAGAUGUAUUGAGCGCCAUGCAUUUGACACCACUCAAGAGAAUUAUGUGGAACUGGCAUCAAAACAUGGUACUUUUACUCGAAGAAGAAAUCAAACGUUGUGACAAUCUCCAGGGCCGUGAUUCAGAACGACGCACCUAUGGACCGUUUUUGAAACUCCUACCUAAAGAAACACUUUCCAUGGUCACCAUUUUAGAACUAUUACGACUUCACAAUUCUUCUGGUAUUAGCGAUGGUAUGAAAACAGCUCGUGCUAUUAUAGAUGUGGGAAAAGCAGUAGAAAUGGAGUACAAUGCAAUUCAGAUGAAGAAGAAUACUAGAUCAACUCAAGAGUUGAAGCAGGUCCUCACAAGCACUAAAAAGUUUCAAAUGGCUCUCAAAACAAAAAGAGAAACUAUUAUCGAUGAUGAGGCUAAAGUAUGGAAUCCUGUUUGGCCAAGUUCGAUUCGUGCAAAGGUUGGUAGCGUGUUAACAAGUUUACUCCUGGAAGCUGCAAAGAUUCCGGUUCCUAGUAGAGAUCCAGAAACAGGAAAGAAAAUUGUUGAAAACAUACCCGCGUUUUUCCAUACUUACCAAUACGUACUUGGUAAACGUGUUGGUAUUAUCAAGUAUGCCGAACAACUAACAGAGAUGCUCUCCCGUGAACCUAUUCGUGAUACCCUUCAUCCUCGUUUAUUACCUAUGCUAGUUCCUCCUCGUCCAUGGUUGACUUACUCUUCUGGCGGCUAUCUUUCUGCAAAGUCAGUUUGCAUGAGAGUCAAAGAAUCUGCAGAGCAAUUAAUGUAUCUUCAUAAAGCCUCCGAACGGGACCUUUUAAAAGAUGUCUUGGCUGGCCUUGAUGUGUUGGGUUCCACUUGUUGGAAAGUAAACAAGGACGUGUUUAAAGUGGUGCUUGAGGCUUGGAAUACAGGAGACGAAAUUGCAGGUAUUCCUCCUGCAGUAAAAGGCUCUCCAGAGCUGCCACCUAAGCCUGAAAACUACUAUACGGAUCCUAAAGCCAAGUUCAACUGGGUAUCUAAAGUCAAACAGAUCCAAACGAAGGAAAAGAACAACCAUUCUUUAAGAUGUGAUGUGAAUUACAAAGUUGAAACCGCCCGUGCUUUCUUGAACCUUCCCAUGUACUUCCCUCAUAAUAUGGAUUUCCGUGGUCGUGCAUACCCUAUUCCUCCCACUUUGAACCAUUUGGGCAACGAUCUCUGUCGUGGAUUGUUACACUUUGAAAAAGCAAAGCCUUUAGGUGAAAGGGGCUGGAGAUGGUUAAAGAUCCACUUGGCUAACUUGUAUGGCUAUGACAAACACUCAUUCAACGAGCGAGAACAAUUUACUAUGGAUAAUAUCGAAAACAUUAUGGAUGCCGUUGAUAACCCUUUAACUGGUAGCAAAUGGUGGCUGAAGGCAGACUCACCAUGGCAGUGUCUGGCUGCAUGCUAUGAGAUAGCAGCAGCCGUCCGUAGUGGAUCACCUGAAGAAUUCAACUCCCAUUUACCUAUCCACCAGGAUGGUACAUGUAACGGUCUUCAACAUUAUGCCGCAUUGGGUGGUGAUUUAGCUGGUGCUCGAGCUGUCAAUUUAUCUGCAGGUGAUCGUCCUGCUGAUGUCUAUACGGGUGUAGCAGAUAUGGUUAACAAGUGUAUUAAUGAAGCAGCCGAGAAAGGUGAUGAAUAUGCUAUACUUUUGAAAGGAAAUGUCAGUCGAAAGGUGGUCAAGCAAACUGUUAUGACAAACGUAUACGGUGUCACCUUUGUUGGUGCUCGUGCUCAGAUUGAAGCAAGAUUGAAGGAAAAUCCUGCUAUUCCACAAGAUAAGAUAUACCCCUUGGCGUGUUAUCUAGCCAAACUCGUCUUCUCUUCUCUGGGUGAAAUGUUUAACGGUGCCCGACAAAUUCAGGAUUGGUUGACGGACUCUGCAAGACGUAUCGCAAAGAGUGUACCAUUGGAGACUCUGCCAGACUUAGCACCAAAAAAGAAGAAGAAGAACUCAAAGGUCAUCUCUGCUCGUUCUCCUUCAGCGAAUCAAAUGACUUCUGUCAUCUGGACAACACCACUUGGUCUUCCUAUUGUUCAGCCUUAUCGUCGAUCAGGAAAGAGACAGGUUACAACCUUGUUACAAACAGUCUUUAUCGAAGAUCCUGAUGCAACUCGUCCAGUCAACGCGAUGAAGCAAAGUACUGCGUUCCCUCCAAAUUUUAUUCACUCCUUGGAUGCAACACAUAUGCUUAUGUCUGCUGUCGCCUGCCAUAAAAAAGGCAUGACAUUUGCCUCCGUCCACGACAGUUACUGGACUCAUGCUUGUGAUGUAGAUGCAAUGAAUGAAGUUAUUCGUGAUCAGUUUAUCGAGCUUCACUCUCAGCCUAUUAUGGAGAAUUUGCUGGAUGAAUUCAAAGAACGUUACAAGAACUUCAGAGUUCCUGUUGUUAAACCAAUUGGUUCUUCAGAACACAGAAUUGUUGAUGAGGAUGAAGAGAAGAUUGUUGGACCAACACUAUUUGGUAACCCAGAUGUAUUAGAAAAAGAGUUCAAAAAGGAGAAGCAGAACAAAGAAACAGAAAACAAGGACGCAUUCAAGGCCAUCUUUGGUAUUGAAGCCAGUGAAAAUGAUGUUACUGUUGAUGAUGUGGAUGAGGUUGAUAGUGUAGGAAACGAAGAUGAAGAAGAUAAAUCAAAAUCAAAAGAAAAGAAGAAGAUUAGUGCAAGAAAGUAUGAAUAUAGCUGGGAGCCAUUGACUUUUGCACCACUGCCGCCAAGAGGUGAAUUUGAUAUCAAAGAAGUCAAGAAAUCACAGUAUUUCUUCCAUUAA
Molecule: messenger RNA, 3042 nt
Organism: Rhizopus microsporus ATCC 52813
Lineage: Eukaryota; Fungi; Mucoromycota; Mucoromycetes; Mucorales; Rhizopodaceae
Product: DNA/RNA polymerase
Exons: 3
Coding region: 1-3042 (1013 amino acids)
Biological process (GO): mitochondrial transcription
Cellular component (GO): mitochondrial DNA-directed RNA polymerase complex
Molecular function (GO): mitochondrial promoter sequence-specific DNA binding; DNA-directed RNA polymerase activity
Source: RefSeq, a predicted model, not a curated record